AUGGGAGGCGAGAAACUGCCUGAAACCCCCUCCGAGUGGGCUACGGGCAUCAGAACGGCCCGGCAUUUGCUUCCGAACGUUAGUCCGCACAAACUUUCUCUUGAUGGUGUCAAGAGACUGGCCUCUGCAUCCGUGCUCGAAUUCGAUGACUGGCUCCUCCUGAAGAUUCUAUCAAUCCUUGACCAAGAGAAACCAACUCCUACCAUUGUCCUUGGCUCAAAGGUUGGUCCGAGGCUAGAAAAGGCAGCUCGAGAGUACCUGGAGAGGCAAACAUGGUGGCAAGCUGUACUGUCACGCAGCAAUGACCUGGAUGAUUGGGGUGCGAUGGAAGCAUGGAAGAAGGCGUAUCUUGACAUCACCGCUCGAGGCAAAGUGAUCCAAUACGAGCGUCCAGAAUAUGACUUGGAAAACCUUUUCGCGUACAAGGUUUCCGUUGAGCCUGCGUCGGGAUCGUCACCUUGUCUCACUCCAGAACCAGUGUGUCGCCCCAGGCCAGCUGCGAUCGCAGGUCAGAGUACAAGACGGGAUAGCGAUGUGGCAAGCGCCCAGAUUGCGGAGGAGCACGGGUUCGAAUUACCUCUCGCCAGUCCCGUCGCGGGCUCACAGUACUCGCCUGGAAAGGUAUCCGUUUCCAGUAUCAGUCACCGUCUAGCGAACCGUCCACCGGACGAGGCACUUGUCAACAAGGCGGUGAUUGAUCUUCUACAGGGGAUCAGCAUGAAGCACCCACUCAUCAGGGAUAAGUACGACUGGUCAAUCAUUCAUCAGACAUUUCACGUGUUCCAGCAACGGGAGAGGAAGGAAAAAAUCAUGACCAGCCGAACAGACGGCUGUCUCCAAGUUUUAAGACAAGGCGAGCUUCUAGAAGCUUGCCCUACCCUUGCCAUCAUCGAAGCCAAGCCCAUACGCCGGAAGAUCAAGCAAGUUCCUAUUUCGAUGCAAGAGGGUGCAGAGAUGGCUGCCUGGAUCUCAACGGAGUCCCUUCGUGGACUACUGCCAGGGUCAGACCCAAACGGAAUCAUGAGAAGAGUUCUCAUCUCCCAAGAUUUCGACGAAAUUUGUAUCACAGUGGCCGAGUACGACAAAGAAUACGUCGAUUACAUCACCAACGGAUUUAAAAGCGCAGAAAUGAACUCUACCCAAGGCUCACCAACAGCUUUUGUACAAUCGCGGCAGAAGAGGCCACAGCUACAGCCACAGCAGGGCAGGGCAAAAAGACACAAGGGUCACGGUGAGGGUGACGAUGGUGACGAGAAUGAUGAUGACGAGAGCAGUGGUGGAGAGAGCGACCAUGAUGAUGGCGAGAGCAGCGGUGGAGGGAGCGACGAUGAUGAUGAUGACCAGUAG
Messenger RNA from Clonostachys rhizophaga, 1347 nucleotides. The record is from the annotation of a GenBank genome assembly. Lineage: Eukaryota; Fungi; Ascomycota; Sordariomycetes; Hypocreales; Bionectriaceae.